Molecule: messenger RNA, 5407 nt
Organism: Mauremys reevesii (Reeves's turtle)
Lineage: Eukaryota; Metazoa; Chordata; Testudines; Geoemydidae
Gene: ELL2
Product: elongation factor for RNA polymerase II 2
Exons: 12
Coding region: 57-1973 (638 amino acids)
Biological process (GO): transcription elongation by RNA polymerase II; positive regulation of transcription elongation by RNA polymerase II; snRNA transcription by RNA polymerase II
Cellular component (GO): transcription elongation factor complex
Molecular function (GO): cis-regulatory region sequence-specific DNA binding
Source: RefSeq, a predicted model, not a curated record
GGCAGGCAGCGCAGCCCCGGCGGUGGCAGCAGCAGCGGGGCGGGGGGCAGUGUAAGAUGGCGGCGCUGCGGGAGGGGGGCAGGUACGGCGUGUCCUGCGGCAGGGUCACCCAGGACAACGUCACGGUGCUGCACGUCAAGCUGACCGAGACCGCCUUCCGGGCUCUGGAGAGCUACCAGGGCAACAAGAAUUGUAUUCCUUCUCGACCCUCAAUCCAAUUUCAAGGACUCCAAGGGCUUGUCAAAAUUCCCAAAGCUGAUCUCCCAAAUGAAGUGCAUAACUUUAACUUCUACUUGUCAAAUGUUGGCAAAGAUAAUCCUCAGGGAAGCUUUGAUUGUGUCCAGCAAACUGUCUCAAGUUCUGGAGUCUCGCAGCUCAAUUGUCUGGGAUUUAUACAGGAUAAAAUUACAGUAUGUGCAACAAACGACUCUUAUCAGAUGACAAGAGAACGCAUGACCCAGGCAGAAGAAGAAUCUCGCAACCGCAGUACAAAGGUCAUAAAACCUGGUGGGCCAUUUGUAGGUAAAAGAGUACAGAUUCGGAAAGCACCACAAAGUAUUCCAGAUGCAGUGCCUGAGAGGAAAAGGUCAACACCCAUCAAUCCUGCAAAUACAAUACGAAAGACCCACGUAAACAACGGCGUUUCUCAGCGACCAUAUAGAGACAGGGUGAUUCACUUACUGGCACUGAAGACCUACAAGAAACCAGAGCUACUUGCUCGCUUGCAGAGAGAUGGCGUUAAUCAAAAAGACAAGAACUCCCUUGCAGCUAUCCUUCAGCAGGUAGCCAACUUGAAUCCCAAGGACAACUCUUACACUCUGAAGGAUUAUGUAUUUAAAGAGAUCCAAAAAGAUUGGCCUGGAUACAAUGAGAUAGACAAACAGUCACUGGAGUUAGUACUUUCUAGAAAACUAAAUUCAUCUCAGAAUGCCACCAGCACCAGUCAUUUGGAAUCUCCUCUAAGUUCUUCUAAAGAGGCUGCAUCUGCUUCUCCUUCCCAGAAACGGCUGUUGGAUUCAGAUUUUAUUGAUCCUUUAAUGAAUAAAAAACCAAGAAUAUCUCACCUUACCAAUAGAGUUCACCCAACAUUAAAUGGUCACUUGACUGCUUCCAACGAGAGAGCUCCUGCUGCACCACCACCUCCCCCUGCAGUCGCUGCCACCCCAGCUCCUCCAAUGCUUCCUUCAACUCGCCUUCCUGUUUCAAAUCCUCCUCAGCCUGUAAACUCUAACUCCAAUUCCCCUAGCACUCCUGAAGGCCGGGGGACUCAAGACAUGCCUGUUGAUAGUUUUAGUCAGAAUGGCAGCAGCAUCUUUGAGGACCAGCAAGAAAAAUAUACCUCUAGGACUCCUUUGGAAAUGCCAGCACCCAUUGCAGUUGAGUUAGCGUGUCCAAAGUCAACAGAUGAGAUACAUUCAGUGUUGCACAAAAAAUCAAAAAAGAAGUCAAAAAAACAUAAGGAGAAGGACCAAAUCAAAAAACAUAACAUGGAGAGUAUUGAAGAAAAGGAGAGAGACCUUAAGAAAGAAGAAAUUGUCAAGCUGAAAAAUUCCAUUUUGGAUUCAAGUGAAGGUGUUAAAGAGACUUGCACUGACUCUGCAGAUCCUUCAUCAACAAGUGAACUACCAGACUACUUUGUAAAAUAUAUAGCUAUUGUCUCAUAUGAGCAACGCCAGAGUUACAAGGAUGACUUCAAUGCAGAGUAUGAUGAAUACAGAAGCUUACAUGCCAGGAUGGAAAAUGUCACUAGAAGAUUUAUGAAACUUGAUGCUCAACGUAAGCUCCUUUCUCCAGGAUCUAAGGAGUAUCAGGUAGUUCAUGAGGAAGUCCUACAGGAAUAUCGGAAGAUCAAACAGUCUAGUCCCAACUAUCAAGAGGAAAAGUACAGAUGUGAAUAUCUUCAUAACAAACUGGCUCAUAUUAAAAGACUAAUAGGUGAAUUUGACCAACGACAAGCAGAGUCAUGGCACUAGAGCUCUGCUUGGACCAGAUGAUGUGAAUAAACUUAAGCUUAUUUAUUUAAAAUUCCAAAUGAGUUGCUCUAAGAUUCUAAAAAAAUUAAACUUUUGCAUUACAAAAGUUUCAGUAUUAGCAGACUUGAGUUACUACUUUUGUUGUUGAGGUUGCUUCUCUGCAUAUUUGAAGCUGCUUUUUUUUCUGGUCCCUUCUUUUCCUUAAGACUUAUGUUUGUCCAUGGAAAUCAUUUUACCAGUAGAUACUGGGGAUUCAAUGUCUCUACUUUAAAGUUCAGCACACUUAAAAAAAAAAUGUAGCAAGUUGAAAUGCUUUUGGAUAAAUAUAAGCCUGUUUUCUGACCUUUCUUGUUAAUGCAAACUCUUUGCCUUAAACGGUAGAAGGUUUUAAAUUUGCACAAAAUUUUUAAAGGAAGUGAAAACAUUGUUUUGGAGGGUUAAAAAGAGGUGUUUGUAUAUAUGAAAGCUAUAUACAGCCUCUUUAUUGACAACAUUAACUUACCCCUGCAACUUAAACCCCCAUUGCAAUGGUUGCCUUAAGGUGUUUGCUUGUGUGUGCUUAGUGUAGUUAAAUUAUUAGCUACACUGCUUCCCAUUUUAGUAAAACAACGGGAAGUAUUCUGUGGCCUACCAGCGUCUGAAAGCGUGUGCUUGUACUGUAUGUGUGCAAAGUUGUGUGGGUGUGAGCAUGAUGGGGGGAGAAAAAAAGCUGCUACUCGAAGUAGGCCAAACGCUCAGGUUAAAACAACUGACGAGUGUUGCUGUAGGGUUUUUCCUAUAAAAUUGCUACUUCUAUUGUGGAAGAUGAAAACAUUUCCAUUUCAACAGUUUGUCAGCUUUCUUAAUGUUGGGGAAAAUUGAUACUUUACAAAACUUAAACAGAUCUAUAGUUUUUGGGUAAAAUUAAACAUGUAGGUGACCUAUUUAUAUACUGCUAUAAAGUAUUUUUUUGAAGAGAGAUAUGCCAAGAAGCUAUUGCCUACAUGAAAUGUAUAUUUAAAGAGUUUUCUCCUGGGUGCCAGGAAUAUAACACAGAACAGAUAUAUUUAACUAUAAAAUACUGUGAUCAUCAAACAGCACAAACUUUCAUUUCAUGCAGUUUAUUGGUUUAAUUUGAUUUAAACCAUCACUUUAUCAUGUGGGAACAUAAAUUAUUUGGUCAAAAGAUUAAGCAUUUUGAAUUAAUUUUUGUUUACUUGUCUUACUGUAUUUGUCUUUUCAAAGUGCUGCCAAUUGAAAAGGGAAGCAUUAUGUUUACAAAUCUGGUUUUGGAAUGUUUGCCAAAAUUUUGGUAGUAUCUUUAAUAAACUUUAUCUCCAGCAUCAAAACAAUUGUUGUGUAUCACUGUAAACCAGAAAAUGUUUUAUAGAAUUGCCAGAAAGUAUACACUAAAAUAACUGGAACACUGGAGUUCACCUCUAGUGUCAGUUCUUCUGAUACAUUAACUAGAAAGAUUCAUUAGCUUGGAAGACAAGUCCCUCUUAAUCAGACCUUUGUUACAGUUACACUACAGAUAUGUACAGAUUUCACUACUGUAGUAUAGAGUUGAAGUCUCUAACACAAUAUGUUGAGAUUUCAGGUGCUUUUACCUGAUUAAUUGUAAUUGGUACAAUCACCAUGUUAAGUUUUGAAUUACUUGAAUGUUAAAAGCGUAAGAGGAUGCAAAGGAAAUUGCAUGCCUCCCAUUGAAAUAAAUGUGUCUUUUCUGGGAUCUAAUUCAGCCCUAAAUGUUAUGAAAGUAAUGUGUAAACACAAUGCCUUGUCACUUGACUUCAGUUUUGAUAUAACAACUUUGUUGCUGAUGGACCAACAUCUAAUGAAAUCACAAUGGCUGUAUUGUUCAAGCUGAACAAAUAAUGUAUGGUUCUAAAAACGGGCUAUUUUAGGUAAUGUUCUUGUAUCUGAAAUGUAACUGCAGGGCAAAGCUGCUAGACUACUCUGUUACUCUAGAGCAGUGAUAGUAUGUGUAGUAAUUAUCUCAGUGCCUACUUUGUUUGUAAUACCAUCACUAUAAAUUAGCCUACUGCAAUUGAAGCAUUCAUAUUGUCUUUUUGUGCAAAAGGAGUCACCUGUGCUGGCACACAUCUUCUGGUUUACAGGUAUCUAUUGCAGCUGGAGGUUAAUAUUUCAUAAAGGUCCAGCAUUGCUUAUCAUUAGACCUGACAAACUACUGUAAAACCCUUAACUUAAAUUUUGUUCUUUGCAGUGAGUGUUUCUCAAGCCUUGCAAAAUAUACCCAGUAGCCUAUGUAUGGCAAAAUGCAACAUAUCUGCUGUUUCCCUGGAGUCUACAUUCCUGUUGAACAAAUGUCAGAGCCUAUUGAAGUAAAGCCUCUAUUAGUAUUGCCGUUCCUGCAAAAUUUGCCCACUCACUCAAACAGAUUCAGCUUUUUGCAAAUGGUGGCAAAACUUGACUUGAGUUACACUACUGUUAAGGCAACCCUAUGUAGGUUUUAGAGAAAUGGUGAAGGGGAGCCAGUGUGUCUGGUUUUAGGGAACCCAAUGAGUCUUGCAUUUAAAUAAACUGUGAUGAAACAUUUGAAACACCAUUUUGAUAAUUUCUGUUAAAGGGAAUGAAUAGCUGCCCACUGUUGGCAAAAGAUUCAUACACGAAGGGGAUCGUUUUUCAGUGUUACUAGGUUGUUAGUCUGAUGGGAGGAAUUGAGGGAGGAGAGUUAGUGCAUUUUUAAAAUUGUAGAGGUUAAGUGGUUGUUGUGAGAACAUAACAGUUGAAAUAAGUUCUCUCUCUUUGCUGGCUACUUUGAAUUUUUUUAAAUUUGGUGUUAAUUUUUCUAGGUAUCCAGUUGAUUUUGCAAGUUUUACAAUAAUUUUCCCCUAAAAGUAUUUAACUAAGAUGCUAUGUAGAGCAUAUGCAGACACAAAUGUUGGAGGCACAUUACUUAAUGGGCCUUAAACAAAAACUGGAUUGAUUAAACAGUUCAGAUACUGUAACUUUUACUUUGAAAUAAUAGUAAUACCACAGCCAGUCUCUUUCUGGCAAUGUAAAUGUGCAUUCAUUCCAUAUAGGCUUGCUGUUUGCCUUUGCUACUUGGAAGUCUCCUUACAGCUAAUUGUUUUCAUAAGUGUUACUAAAUAAUUUCUUCAUGUGUACCUGAUGGGAAGAGAUGUGGGUAGCACUUUGGUAGCCUUUUCAGUUUUGGGGAAGUAUAUCAUUGACAUUACUAAAGGAAGACAGGGAAUGUCAGACAGCACUGUGGUAAUGUGAAGAAAACCAGGGCUGGAAUCCCCCUUUCUGCCUUUUUUGAAGCGUUGUUUUAAAACAACUAUUUUUCAAUAAUUCCACACAGACUGUGUUAAGAGUGAUAAAGUGAAAUGCCCUGGGGUAUUUUGUUAACCAAUGAACACUUGAGCCAUUGUUGCCUCUCUGUUCUACACCAAUUUAAGUUCAAUAAAAUGUAAACUUUGCAAUUCUGA